AUGGCGGCAGAUUUGCACAGCGGAACAAGAUCCGUAAAUUCUCCGAGAAAGUUUGAAGUGGAAAGGAAGUUCCUAGUGCCGCCUGACUUUAAGCAAACCCUCAAAACAAAUGGAGCAUGGUUAAAACGAGAGAUAGAAUUUACUGAUGUCUACUUUGAUACUCCAAACAACGAACUAACUUUUGCUGGUUUCUGGUUGAGGAAACGCGAUCAAAAAUUCGAACUGAAAAUUCAGAAACUGAAAGACUUCCAGGACGGGAUUGAAAACUACACUGAAAUUGAAGAUGAAAGGGAAAUUGUCAGCCAACUUUCUAGGCUGUUGAAAGCUUGUUUUGCAAACACAGACAGAGACUGCACUAUUGAAGAUUUCAUUCAAAGAACUUGUUGUAAACCGAUUGCGUCUUUUUCGACGGUUAGAACGAGUUACGAAAUGUCAAACGGUGUAAUGGUUGACUUAGAUCAAGCUAGUUUUGGCUAUCAGGUUGGGGAAAUAGAGAUCCUUGUUUCAAGCUUUGAAGAAGUUGCUGUUGCCAAGGAAACUAUCCGGAAAACUGCAAAACUUCUCGGUAUGCAUUUUGCAAACUAACCAAAAUAAAGCUUAUUGCUGGUUUGGGCGUGACGUCACGGCAGCCAUGUUGGAUGUCAAGAACAAAAGCAUUUCUCUCCUCUGGGAACUUAACUCUAUUUUCUCGUAAAUUCUUCAAGAAAAAAUUAUAUUGUAUUGUCAUCCAACAUGGCCGCCUUGUCAUGUGGUUGCAAACCAAGGAUUGUUAAAAUUAUUGUUGUGCUUAAAGAAACAGUUAGCCUGAGAAAACAGACAACAUGUCGUGACACGACCACUGGUUUUCCUGUAAAAUGACAUCUGAGGAACAAUUGUGGAAAUUACUAAUGAUGUGUCACCACCAAGAUCUGGGUAGUGCCUCUGAUUGGUCAAGCCAUGAGGGAAAUUUGCUUCUGCCAAUUAGCGGCACUACCCCGCCCAUAUUUUGAAUUGAAAAGAUACCCCAUAUUAACAAUAACUGAAUGCUAAUUCUAGUGUAUUUUGUGGGACUACAAAAAAUGGUCACAAUAAUAUCACAAAUUAUAGUGAGUUUACACAACAGGAGAGUAGAAUGAAGAGGACGGUAAGAUGUUUGCGUGUGACAAACAUGACAGCACUUUUACUUGUGAGUUCUGCCAUGAGCUUCACUUAACAAUACUGUGUUCUGUUUUUUACAAAUGAUCUGUUUAAAGGAAGGUGAAGUUCAGUGGAAAAUGUUUUCAAACUUUCUCACACUAGGUUUGUCUUCUUCUUUCUUCUAUCAUCCUUUUGUGUAAGUUCACUGAUUAAUAUUGUCAUCAGGGUGCAAAGAAAGUCAGUUUUACAGCUUGCCAUUCAGGCAAGCUUUAUUCAGCAUGUACUAGCUCAAAAGUCAUUUUAACUUGAUGAUGAGCAGGGUUGUUAGCGGUUCUUUUGUGAUAAGAAUUCCUUAAAAAUUUCACUUGCCAGGCGGGCAAGUUAAGAACAGAAUUCACUUGCCCGAUAGUAAAAUCCACUAGCCCCGGGCUAUUGAGCAUGACUUUCUUUGCUCAUUGGUCACGAUUGUAUACACUAAUGGUGGUUUCUCUUUAGGUGUUGAAAGUGAAACUUCUAUUCCUGGGAAAAUUGAGGCAUAUCUUUCUCAGCAUUGUAGAAGUCAUUAUGAACAGCUUGUUGGAAAUGGAUGUUUUAUCAAUGUGGAGGCUUUAAACAAGUCUGGCUAA
Molecule: messenger RNA, 1742 nt
Organism: Porites lobata
Lineage: Eukaryota; Metazoa; Cnidaria; Anthozoa; Scleractinia; Poritidae
Source: the annotation of a GenBank genome assembly